Messenger RNA from Rotaria sordida, 1518 nucleotides. Lineage: Eukaryota; Metazoa; Rotifera; Eurotatoria; Philodinida; Philodinidae. The record is from the annotation of a GenBank genome assembly.
AUGAAUAUAGUUGAUGUUCUUUAUUCACUUGUGGAUGUUAAUCAAAGAUUUGACCGAUUAGUACUUGAUCCUCUUAUUAUUCGUAAUCUUAAUAUGACUAUCAGAACUUUUGAAUCAUUGUAUGAUCAGACCUUUUCAAUAGAUGAUAAAACUCUUUCAAGAAUAUGUGAUAAAAUCUUAUGUCGAAUUUAUGAUCAAAUAAAUACUCUUACUGUUGAACAAUAUUCAGUAGAACGUAUUCUUCAUGUUGCUAAUUAUACUAAACUGUAUUCAUUAUCACUUAUUAAUUUUGAAGGAGAAAUACUUAAUCAAUAUUUAACAGAUGAUUCUAUUCUUCGUGAUUUGCUUAGUAAACAAAUAACACAUCUUAAUAUUGAUAUAAAGAAUGCAAAUAGAGAAUCGUUUAAAAUUACAUCAAAGAUUUUUGUGUUAAUUUUAUCUUUAUGUAAAAACUUAAUUGAUUUAAAUUUUUGUGAUUUAUUUUUUGAACGAAAACAUUGGAAUCGUAUUUCUCGUUUAACAGAAACAAGUUUAAUGUCUUCAACUUUAACUAAAUUAAAAAUUAAUCUUGUAAGUUUUACUGAAUGUUUGUUUCUUCUUAAUGGAAAUUUCGAAUGUUUAACAACAUUAAUUCUUCAUGUGGAAACAAUUUAUCAUCCGAUACGACACAUAGAUAAAACAAAAAAACUUCCCAAAUUAAAAUAUUUCUCAUUCAUUUCACCUGAAUACACAAGUCAACAUGAUAUUCUAAUUUUUCCAUUUAUUCGUCGAAUGAUAAAUCUUGAAGAAUUAAAAUUAUAUUUAUUAAUAGAAGUAAUUGAUUUAAAUUAUAUUGAUGGUAUUCAAUUAUAUGAUGAAGUUCUUUGUCAUAUGAAAAAAUUAAAUAACUUUACAUUUAAUAUUCAAACACGUGUCUUUAGAUGUAAUACUAAAAUUAAUCUUUCAUCAAAUGAAGAUAUUCAACGUAGUUUUAUUGAAAGAGAAAUAUAUCAACAAAAUGCUUCAUAUAUCCAUAAUUUAAGUAGGAUGGAAUCAAAAUGUCAUAUUUAUUCACUUCCAUAUCAAUUCGAAUAUUUACUUGAAAUCAAUAAUUCUUUUCCAGGAGGCAUAUUUCAUACGGUUCGAUAUUUGGUAGUUAUUGAUCAAUAUCCUUUUGAACAUAAAUUCUUUCAAUUUAUCUCUCAUAGUUUACCUUUUCUUGAAAUCUUACAUAUACGAAAUGAUAAACCACAAAAAGACAAACAAUAUUCAUCUACUGAAUUAAUUACUUUUCAUCAUCUUAAACUUCUUAAUCUGAAAUUGGCACAUGUAAAUUAUGCUGAACAAUUUCUCUUGAAGAAAGUAAUUUAUCUACCUCAUUUAUUUAAUCUUUACAUCAAAUAUGAAUCACUUAUAAUGAUAACAAACAAUUUUACCAUUGAUACAACAUAUUUUAACUUUAGUAGAGUAAAAGAUCUUGAUCUCGAUCAAUCAUUUCUUUCUUCAGCAAAUUUUCAUCAAUAUUUUCCUUUGUUAUAA